Molecule: messenger RNA, 1922 nt
Organism: Drosophila obscura
Lineage: Eukaryota; Metazoa; Arthropoda; Insecta; Diptera; Drosophilidae
Exons: 2
Coding region: 94-1806 (570 amino acids)
Source: RefSeq, a predicted model, not a curated record
GGCUCCAGUGUUGUAAAGGGUUACCGAAAGUUACAUGAGGCUCCAUGUGCACGUUUCUGAGUGAAAUUACAUAAAAACUAAAUUAAGUACACGAUGUACGCAUUACUUCGCCGCUUUGCGGGAAACUCCAUCCGCACCAAUCAACUGAGAUGUUACUCUUCCUUCACGCCGAGAGAUGUGGUGCGGGACACCGCCGAUGAAGCCGGCACGCUGCUCACACGCUUUGCCAAACAUAUCGCACUGGUGCGGUACCAGGAUAAGGAAAAUGUGCGCGAUGUUCCGACGACAGUGCGCUAUGCCGACUAUUUUCCAAUCACAGACGGUCGCUACUUUCAGCGAUCUGUGGAGAAGACAGACGCUUCACAACUGCCAGCCCUGAUCAUUCUAGCAUCCAGCUAUCGAUCAAAUGCUGCACUUCCAAUGUAUGCAACCGCUCUAAACACAUUGGAUGCACAUGCAGUGGCACAGCUAGCAAAGAUGGACACCUCAACAGUGCUUGAAACGCUGUAUUCAUUCCUUUUCCUAAUACCAAACUGGCUCAAACGAACGGAUUUUCAUCAGGAAGCAGUGCGCCGGCUGGCAAAGGAAGAUUUCCGUGACAACAAAGAGCGAUUUCUUCAAGUUUGCUUUUACAUGGGUCUGCAAAAGAAGCAGACAAUAUCAAACGAUUUUCAGGCGCUUCUGGAGGAGCAACUUCCAAAGCAUUUGUCAGCUUUAACUGAGCUGGAUCUCGCUCUGAUUAGCAAUGCUGCCUAUAAGACGUCGACUGUGAUUACGGGCAGUGUGAAAGAAGCUUAUGACACAACUUUGGCUAAUGCCGUUUUAGGCUUGAAGAUUACACCAGAAAACUCAGCUUUGUUAAUCUCUUUAAUCAAGGCUCUGCGGCUGCAGCGUGUGCGUGACGAGCGAGUGUGCCAGCAUCUGCAGCAAAUUUGCUUGGACUCUACUCAAAUAACUCAAAUUGAACCUAGAGGAUUGGGACACAUUUUUGCAUUCUUUGCCGAGCAACGUUGGGACCAAGAAGAAUGUAUGGCCGUCGUAGUGGAGCGGCUAAUGACGCUUAAGCCAGGCGACUUGAGGGCCAAAGAUUUAGCCACAUUACUGUGGUCUAGCGCACAACUCAACUGUCAAUUGUCUGCCGCGCAGCUCAGGCAGUUGGAGCUGGCUGCCCUUCAGAAACUUGAUCAUGGCGAGUAUAAUUUUUACCCAGACAAUCUGAUAGACACCUGCCUAUCCCUGUACACGUUGGGACAUUACUCAAAGGAUUUGAUAGACGCCGCCGAAGAGCUAAAGGCUACACAACGUCACCAAAAAGCACAACCCAAGGUGGACAGUCGUUUAACAGUCUUGCGUUCGGCUGUGGCCAUUGAACAUCCAUCACUGGCCAAAUUGAAAACCGAACAGGUGUUCAAGGAGUUUACCCGUGCCCCUGGCUACUUGCUUAGGGAUCGGACGGACUUCACCAAGUAUGCUGAACAGCUGGGUCUAGAUGCUGAGAUAGAGGGCGUUGAUCUAGUCUGCCCCAUCAGUGGCAUCAAUAUUCCCAGCUUGCGGGUGCAGACUACGGGCGAUCAGGCGAGCGUCUACUUCGUGGAGCUACUCACUCCAGAACAAACUUUAAAGUUUAGUAAGAAACCCACGUCAUUAGUGCGCCUAAAGCAGCGGCUCUUGGAUUCCUUAGGCCAAAAAGUUGUUUUGCUGCACUCCGGAAAUAUGGCGACCACUGCCAAGCAACUCCAUGCGCUUCUACAACCAGCUGUCGAGAGUAUAGAAGAUACUGAGGUCGUCCAAGGCCUAAGCAACUGAAUCAUGUGAUAUCGAAGCUAAUCUUAUAGGCUUCAUAGGCUAGUUACAGAUUGUAGCUUUAUUUAACAAUGUUUUAUGUACGUGUAAAUAUUAUUUAAAUAUUAAUAGCACUAAAC